Messenger RNA from Volvox carteri f. nagariensis, 2172 nucleotides. RefSeq lists its product as uncharacterized. Bases 1 to 1209 code for a protein of 402 amino acids. NCBI's taxonomy places the organism in Eukaryota, Viridiplantae, Chlorophyta, Chlorophyceae, Chlamydomonadales, Volvocaceae. Gene Ontology annotation, cellular component: Golgi membrane. The record is from RefSeq and is a predicted model, not a curated record. The transcript is spliced from 9 exons. Gene Ontology annotation, biological process: pyrimidine nucleotide-sugar transmembrane transport. Gene Ontology annotation, molecular function: pyrimidine nucleotide-sugar transmembrane transporter activity.
AUGAGCGACUCUGCGCGGCUUUCCUUUGAAGCAUACAGCGACCCAAAGCUCAAGGGCAAGGUACAGGUGCAGGUGUCGUAUGGCUUUAAGGUAGCGCUGGUGGCCCUCGACUGCCUCUUCCUCGGUCUUCAGCCCGUCUUGGUCCACUUGUCCAAGAACAGCAAGGGCACCUACUCCUUCCACCCAGUGGCGCGGUUCUGCUGUGCCGUACUGUCUCUUUUCCUCCCUGCUCAUUUGCUUGUAAACUUCAUGGUGGAGCUGGCCAAGACUUUGUUUGCCCUGGUGGUGCUCAUGUUCACGGGCACGGGGCGCCCGGGAGCUCCCAUGUACCGCUCGCUGAGGGGCUUCCUUGUGGAUGCCCACCACAAUCGACUUCUUGCCGUACCUGCCGUGCUGUACGCCAUUAACAACCUCCUCAAGUUUUCUAUGCAGGUGUGGCUCCAAUCGUGCGGCUCCGCCCCCAACCCCGACUUGCACGUGCCCCUGCUACCCGCGGCACUCUGCACUCUGGGGACCGUCACGGUGCCGGCGGCCGCCUCGGUGUACAACGAGUUUGCACUGAAAAAACACAUGGACACGAGCGUGCAUCUGCAGAACUUCUUCCUAUACCUCUACGGGGCGGUUUUCAAUUUCGGUUUUCUGGCGGUUACAGCUUUUCGUCAGAAGCAAGCGUUGGGGCAGAUGUUUCAGGGUAGGUCGGGGGGUGAAGGGGGAAGGGGGCCCGAUCUCUGUCCGUUCGGCGCGGUGAUGGGGGGCCCCUGGUUUGGGGCCGGCAGUUUGGCGACGUUAGUUGGCUGCGACAAGCGACAAGUUGGCACCGCCGGGGAAGGUCUGUCCCUGAUCACGUACCUGCUCAUCGCCAACAACGCCGCUCAGGGGUUGCUGUCAUCCUUCUUUUACAAGUUUGCGGACACCAUCCUCAAAAAGUACUCGUCCACCAUCGCCACCAUCUGGACGGCACUGCUGUCGUUCGCCAUGUUUGGCCACGAGCUCACCAUCAACUUCUUCCUGGGGGUGUCGAUUGUGUUUGUGUCCAUGCACCAGUUCUUCACGUUUGGCGACAAGGGCAAGCCCGGGGAGACCCGCAGCAAGAUGUUGUACAGCCCCUCCCUGGACCACAUCGCACUAGCAGGAGGGGGCUCAGCAGGGGGGUUGUCGGGGGCCCAGGGGGAGGGGGGGGACAUGCGCCGCCCGCUGCUGCCUCGGUGAUGUGGGCCGGGUGGACGGCGGCUGCUGAGCUGCGAAUACCCACCUUCCCCGGCCCCCUCCCAACUCGUUCGUGGUUCGUCUUCUCUUGUCUCCCCGCCCUCCCAACACCCUUGGGCAUCUCAUCGGCGCGUUUGCUGGACGGUUAGACGGUUGACGCGCGAGAGCCGCCAUUCAGCUGGGUCGUUUGGAAAGCCAUGGUUGCCUCGUAUUUGAAAGCUAUAGGGGGUAAUAGUAGCAGCAGCAGCAGUAGUAGUAGUAGUAGUAGUAGUAGUAGUAGUAGUAGUAGUAGUAGUAGUAGCAGCAGCAGCAGUAGCUAUGCUCUACUGCUGCGCGACCGUGAUGGCGGCGGAGACUGGGCGGGAGAGGCGGGAAAAAGGGAGAGGCGAUGUUUGGGUCGCAGAGGGUGUGUGUGUGGGGGGGUGGAGGUGGUGCGAUGCCGGCAGACGACAUUUUAACCCCGCAGCAUUUGGACCUUGCAUUUCGCAUUUUGCAGAUAAUAACAUAUUGUGAACACAGCAGCGGUGACUCACUGGCAAAAGAGAACGAUACGACAGCUGCUGUGUGGUGUGAUCUGUCGUAAGGGCUUUAAAAGCCUUUGGAGUGACGGAGGGGCCCUGCUCCUGCAUACGCGCUUUCCCACCCUUGUUUGCGCCUUCUGCGUUCGUGUUUGUGUGCGCGAGAGACGUGUGUGUGCGUCAAUCAACCGGCGUAUUUAAUGCUGCUUGUGCGAAUAUAUAAAUGUCUCCGUCGGUAUCUAUACAUGUUUACUUGUGUUUUGUGCGGCUUGUGUGUGUGUGUGUGGUGGGUGUCGGUAUCUGUGUGCGGGCAGGUUUUCAUUUCUCUUGGUGAGCAUUGGGGACCGCGGCGCGAAUGGGAAUCGUCGAAUGUGGACGGUCUCCUGUUGUCUUGUCCUGGUCUGGUCUGGUGUGCGGACUCUUCAGGGUUGUGUGCAGACUCAGUCCU